CCCUCCCUUGAUUCACUCUCUUGAGCGCCUCCAUCCCCAAAAAUUCACAAAAUCUCAGUUCUCACUCAUCCCACCCCAUAACCCAAUUUUCCAAACCCUAGUUCCUCAAGAGUAGCCCAUUUUGAAGCCGAAUUGAGCUACAGGAAAGUUCUUUUUACUCUCUUCUGAACUUGUCUUCUUCAUAUGGAUGCGGAUGCUGCAAAGACGGCCCGGGAGUCUCUAGACCUAGCAUUUCAGAUGUCGAACAUUCUUGAGACAGGGCUUGAUCGUCACACCCUCUCCAUCCUUAUUGCACUGUGUGAUUUGGGUCUCAACCCUGAGGCGUUAGCUGCUGUUGUCAAGGAGCUCCGAAAUGACCUCGGGCCACCGCAGGAUGCUGCUCAUGAUGUAAUGUGAACAGAGCCUUUUGGUGGAGAAACUAAAAUGCGUUUGUGGAGGAAUGAUAUGAACACAUCACUGGGUCUCUCUUUGUUUCACUUCAGUUCUGUACAACCAAAUGCAUGAUUGCUGCAAAAAUCGUUCAUGCUAUUUUCCUGCUGUUUUGGUUUGCGUGUGUGUGAGGUUUAGCUUUGUAAUGUGCAGUCUAUUGCAAGGUUGUGGGACUUGGGGGAAAUUUAGUGUGAUAGCUCCUUUGUAUUUUUCUCGUUAUGUACAAAUCUCUACCUUGUGAUUUGUGUGUGAUACUGCAAAGGCAAACGCGUUGCCAAUUAUGAAUGCAAAUUGUGCAAAAGAUUUGGAACA
Argentina anserina (silverweed cinquefoil) is the source of this 741-nucleotide messenger RNA. RefSeq names its product mitotic-spindle organizing protein 1A-like. The record is from RefSeq and is a predicted model, not a curated record. The coding region runs from base 184 to 396 and encodes 70 amino acids. Gene Ontology annotation, cellular component: spindle; interphase microtubule organizing center; gamma-tubulin ring complex. NCBI's taxonomy places the organism in Eukaryota, Viridiplantae, Streptophyta, Magnoliopsida, Rosales, Rosaceae. The transcript has 3 exons. Gene Ontology annotation, biological process: gamma-tubulin complex localization; microtubule nucleation by interphase microtubule organizing center; mitotic spindle assembly.